Molecule: messenger RNA, 1056 nt
Organism: Balaenoptera acutorostrata (minke whale)
Lineage: Eukaryota; Metazoa; Chordata; Mammalia; Artiodactyla; Balaenopteridae
Product: glycerol-3-phosphate dehydrogenase 1-like protein
Exons: 1
Coding region: 1-1056 (351 amino acids)
Biological process (GO): glycerol-3-phosphate catabolic process; carbohydrate metabolic process
Cellular component (GO): cytosol; glycerol-3-phosphate dehydrogenase (FAD) complex
Molecular function (GO): protein homodimerization activity; NAD binding; glycerol-3-phosphate dehydrogenase [NAD(P)+] activity
Source: RefSeq, a predicted model, not a curated record
AUGGCAGCUUCACCCCUGAAAGUGUGCAUCGUGGGCUCGGGGAACUGGGGUUCAGCUGUUGCAAAAAUAAUUGGUAAUAAUGUCAAGAAACUUGAGAAGUUUGCCUCCGUGGUCAAGAUGUGGGUCUUUGAAGAAACAGUUAAUGGGAGAAAACUGACAGACAUCAUAAAUAAUGACCAUGAAAAUGUAAAAUAUCUCCCUGGACACAAGCUGCCAGAAAAUGUGGUUGCUAUCCCGAACCUCAGUGAGACUGUGUGGGAUGCAGACCUGCUGGUGUUUGUCAUUCCCCACCAGUUCAUUCACGGGAUCUGUGACGAGAUCUCUGGGAAAGUGCCCAAGGGCGCGCUGGGCAUCAGCCUCAUCAAGGGCAUAGACGAGGGUCCCGAGGGGCUGAAGCUCAUUUCCGACAUCAUCCGAGAGAAGGUGGGCAUUGACAUCAGUGUGCUCAUGGGAGCCAACGCUGCCAAUGAGGUGGCUGCUGGGAAGUUCUGUGAGACCACCAUUGGCUGCAAGGUAACGGAGAAUGGCCUUCUCUUCAAAGAACUUCUGCAGACUCCAAAUUUUCGAAUUACAGUGGUUGAUGAUGCAGACACUGUUGAACUUUGUGGUGCCCUGAAGAACAUUGUGGCCGUGGGAGCUGGGUUCUGCGACGGCCUCCGCUGUGGCGACAACACCAAAGCCGCCGUCAUCCGCCUGGGGCUCAUGGAAAUGAUCGCCUUCACCAGGAUCUUCUGCAAGGGCCAAGUGUCCACGGCCACCUUUCUGGAGAGCUGCGGCGUAGCUGACCUGAUCACCACCUGCUAUGGGGGCCGGAACCGCAAGGUAGCAGAGGCCUUUGCCGGGGCCGGAAGGACCAUUGAAGAAUUGGAGAGGGAGAUGCUGAAUGGGCAGAAGCUACAAGGACCUCAGACUUCCACUGAGGUGUACCGCAUCCUCAAACAGAAGGAGCUGCUGGACAAGUUUCCACUGUUCACUGCGGUGUACCAGAUCUGUUACGAAGGUAAGCCCGUUCAAGAGAUGUUGUCUUGUCUCCAGAGCCAUCCAGAGCAUAUAUAA